Molecule: messenger RNA, 3290 nt
Organism: Sphaeramia orbicularis (orbiculate cardinalfish)
Lineage: Eukaryota; Metazoa; Chordata; Actinopteri; Kurtiformes; Apogonidae
Gene: pik3r6b
Product: phosphoinositide-3-kinase, regulatory subunit 6b
Exons: 20
Coding region: 105-2213 (702 amino acids)
Biological process (GO): G protein-coupled receptor signaling pathway; positive regulation of MAP kinase activity
Cellular component (GO): phosphatidylinositol 3-kinase complex, class IB
Molecular function (GO): 1-phosphatidylinositol-3-kinase regulator activity
Source: RefSeq, a predicted model, not a curated record
UUAGUUCACACUUGCAGGUACCAGUCACAGACGGUAUUCAGGUUUACUGGAUCUGCUCAAUAGAAGCCCAUGCAACCCUAAAAUUCUCCAGAAAAGCAGAAAUAAUGGCUGAUCAUACAGAUGAUGUGGCUAUGUCCUCCACUGCUGAGUCCAUCCAGGCUCUUUUCAAAGAGACGAACAGCCAGCACACCACAGAUAAAGCAAUGCUAAGGUGGACUCUUCAGAAGACGGUGGAGACCCAUCCAUCCUGCAGCCUUUUAUUGAUCAGAACGCUGGUUGAAGAGCUGCAGAAGAUUAAGCAGAUUCACACAAAUCAGCCUUUUGUGCAUGUAAUCCCCAUGCUGCACACUCUCUACUAUGCAGUUCUUCAGUCAGGUGCAGUGAUUCCUAGAUAUCUGUACCAGACAGUGUGUGAAUGUUUGAUGAAGCUGCUGAUAUUACCGUUGCCUUACUCUGCAGUGGCCCUGAGCACACUGAAGAGCAUCAAGAUGGAAAUGACCACACCAGGGUCUUUAUAUCAGAGGAGACUCAUUGCAGAGCAGAACCUAAAGAAUGACCACUUAAGACUGCAGGAAAGGGUGUUUGUGCUGGCAGAUCCAGCUGUAUUUUCUGCCCCACUGGAAGCGGCAGUGAGAGCUGACUUAGAAGCAUCCAAUUCUCUGAGGGACACAACAACUCAGAAGAAACGCCUGGUGCUGCAUUUGCUGCAGACGGGGCUGGGGUCGGACUGUCAGAGCUCCAAACUGGCUCAAGCUCUUGGGGCUUUAGGGGACCAAAGUGUAGAAAAAUAUUUCCAGGAAGCAGUUCUAGCUGUGGAGCAGAGUGUAAAGCAAGGCGCUGGAGGCUGUACAGACUAUAUGAACAAACUGCAACACAUUUACACAAAUAUCCUGGCUGCCACUAAAGAAGAAACCAAAAGCAAUGAUGACUCUGAUUAUGAAACUGUAUUGCCCAAUCCAGAAAUCAGCUUCCAUUUGUGGCAUGAUGAGGAAGAUUUAUGGAAUCUUUUGGCAAACUUCACCCUCCGUUCCAACUCUAACUCUAGUGUUGAUACGGAAGAAAAGGAAACAGGAGACGAUAAAAUGGACAGAGAAGAUGACUUUGGCAGCGUGAAGAAGCCUUCACUUAAAAAGUCUACCUCAUUAACCAGUCGAAGAAAUGCCUAUAAGAACCUAAAGCUGGGAAAUAAACUGAAGCUACUGAGAGAGAAGAUUGAAGACUUUCCUGGAAACACUCCUGUUCUUAAAGAGGAGUUGAGUCACACGGCCCGGGUCAUGGUAAUGGGUGAUGAUCGUGUGCUGGGGAGGCUGGCCAAGGCUUUUUACGCCAUACGAGAUAAAGAGUCAAAGCGUUUUACUUUGACCAAGAAGCUGAACUUGCAGUUGUACUACAUUCCAGUUACUAAUGUGGAAACGUCACUCAGUUCAGCUGAGGAAGACACACUGUCUCUGGCCUCUUUGUUGGGAAGAGUCGAUCCUUGGUAUGACUGCAACAUCAACAUCCUCCAAUCGACCAUCCCAAAACUUGAUGAAAUGCAAACAAACCUCGGUGGACCAUUGAAGCAAAACUUCUUCCUCCUGGACACAUUGUGUUACUACAUUCGCUGUGGGACGCGGCCUGUUAACCUGCCACUAUAUACUGUUAAGAUGAUCCGCUCCAGUUCUGAUGUCAGCUCUAAGGUGGAGGAGGUGUUUGUGUCGAAUCUGGAGGCGCACAUCCCUGAGUUCAGACACAUUAAGGAAAUAAGUUUAAAGAAAUCAUCUGCACGCAAAAAGACACCAUCGGCGAAAAUCGUUGGCGGAAUCUUGUCAGUUAAUCACAUAAAGAGCUAUGCAAGCAAACGAGAAAGUAUAAAGGGAGCAGUACCCAUGACCUGUGGGCUGAUGAUCACAUCUGAACCAGAUCUAACAUCAGGUGAGGAUUAUCUCACCAUCAGGUAUGACAGUGUGAUCCCAGGAGAAAACACAGAGAUCCGAACGAAAAGUAUUUCCAUAAAAACUUUGGAGCAUCGAACACUCACUGUGUGUCUGGACAAGGACUCUCGAAAGACAUAUAAAGAUAUCCAAAGAAUUGAAAUCUCUCCAUGCUUGGACCCAGGAUGCAAAAUCCAGUCCAGGUUCAGUGCAUCAAGUGACCGAGAGCUGCCUCUGAGCAAAUAUCUGGACCAAGUCCUAUCCCUUCCAGUCAACACUUUCACUGGUGUGACCCUCUGAAGGAUCUGAGCUGCACAGGACCCCCCAUUCUGUACAUAGUGUUCAGUAUCAUACUCUUCAUUUUGUUUAAAAUAAUCUGUUGUUAUUGUUAUGUUAAGUUUUGGGCAGUUUUAUGUUGUGUAUUCAGAGGUGAGAAAGAGCAGUGGCAGCUGGGGAAAUAUUUUUUGGUGGGGCGCAGUAUGAAAGUUUUCAGAUGCGCUAUAACCACAUGUCGCCACUAGGAUACGCCAUAGCACAUCCACCACUACUUUAAAAUAUUAAUGAAAUUAAAAUGAAAAUGCACAGUAUGUAUUUUCAGUCGUUUAUUUUUUAUAUGUAAAUUUCCCCCAUCUAUCCUUCAAACAUGUACAUUUUUCUGUGAGUCUAUUGUUAAAGCCAGGCAUGUCCCUGACAUGUGUCUUUUCCACCGAUAAUAUGGCCAAAGUAUUUAGACCAGAGGUGAAGGUAGAUCGGAUGGCGUUAAAAAAAACCAGAAGAUAGCCUAUGGGCUAAAUGACAUUGUUGUUACAAUAGUGAGUAGUAUUACCUACUAAUCUAUCUGCUGAUAGGCUAUAAAUAUAUAGUGUACGUACAUCAUAUUGUCAUUUUAAAAGUAGCUCACAAGCUGAAAAAGUGUGUUCACCCCUGGUUUAGACGAUCUUAUGACAUUGCAUUUUUUCUGAGAAAGGUCUUGAUCCUUUUGGGGAUGUGACGUUUACCCCUGUGGGUGGUGCUUGGGCUCUCCUACCUCUUGUAUUCAAGGGGGGUCUACUGCACAUGCACCAUUUAUAACAAGAGUCUGUGGUAAAGGGAGAGUCCUCUGGCACAGAUUUUUGCGCCCCAAACAGGAAACACUUGACUUGACUACCCACAAAUGACCAAAAAUAUUUUAAAACUACACUUGAAUGCAAAUUAUACACAGUACUCAUGGGCUGUAUCAUGUACAGCUCAUUUAUUGAAAUAUUAAUGUUUUUGUAGAAUUAUUUUAUGUGAUUCCUAUCGUCCUCUUCUUUAUGUGAGACAGCACCCCCUACUGAUGGGUUAUCACUGGCAAAGCGGUUUGUAAAAAAAAAAAAAAAAAAAAAAAGAAGAAGGCUU